This is a messenger RNA of Laccaria bicolor S238N-H82, 1722 nucleotides long. RefSeq lists its product as uncharacterized. The record is from RefSeq and is a predicted model, not a curated record. NCBI's taxonomy places the organism in Eukaryota, Fungi, Basidiomycota, Agaricomycetes, Agaricales, Hydnangiaceae. Bases 1 to 1722 code for a protein of 573 amino acids. The transcript is spliced from 11 exons.
AUGGUUUCCACUCGUCGCAAGAAGGCUGCAAUUUCUGCUGAGUUUAUCGAAGACUCAGAUGAGUCCGACGGGAACGAGACUUAUCAGGAGGAAGAUCACUUACCCACCGAACUCUAUUCAAGUUCAUCGGAUGAGUGUGGUGGAGAGGAUGAUGAUGAUGAGGAGGAGGAGGAGGAGAAGGCAGAAAUGAGUGAGCUGGAGAUUGUAGAGGUGCCAACAACCCCACGUAAAUGUGGGAGACCUCGCAAGGCCCCUGCCGCUAUGCCUACCCCCGCAAAGUUUGUUAUUUGCAUCUAUAUUAUCAAAAAUCUAACUGUUGUGCACAGAGGGAAAAAGCGACCCAUUGACGAGGUCGCGGCUUCUGAUUCGGAUGGACCUUUCAUGCAAGGUAUUCCCAUUCACGACAGUCCAAAGAAGCCCCGUGUAGCUCCCUCUGCGACUAAGAAGCCUCCCACCAUGCCAUUGAAAGCAACCCCAGCGAAGGCGGCAACUAAGGCAGCUUCUCCCACUAAGCUCAAGACCACUCCAGCGGUGAAUAACAAGUCAACCUCUCCCAGCAAGGCGGCUUCAGCUAAGAAGAGUAAAGUCGCUGCCAUCAACGAAGAUGAUGACGAACUAGAACAGGAAUCUGUGGACAGCGACGAUCCAAGAAAUAAGACCCGGCAACUUGUCUUUGAUUCCUCAGUGUUGAAGGCGAAAGGGAGCGUCCAAGCAUACAAGAAGAAGAAAGGUGCUCAAGAUGUUUUCCAUAACGAUGCCACAAUGUCCGACGAUGAGAUCACGUUUGUGCUCUGUUUGAGUUUAUUCUCUCUCAUCCAUGUUGACCCAAUAUCAGUGAAAAAAAGCCUGAAGUUUAUCUCCUGGAAAGGAGAUGCCGACAAAGAAGAUGAGGAUGGAAAUGGGAUGAUACUCUUCUCAAGUAUUAAAACCGUCCAUCCCGACAUUGAUUUGAAGUAUGUCAAAGGGCUGGUGACCUUUGAGAAAGACUAUAGUCUGAACGUUAUCAACCUUUCUCGUAUCGAUCCAUCGCUUCUUGUCAGUAAGAAGACACCUGGUCAAACAAAAGGGGGGCCUAUGGUGUUUAUACGAGAUCGCAAGACCCCUGCCUUGUGCGUAACGCUUGGAAUCAUUGCCGACGACCAGACAGCUUCACCUCGUCAACGUUACGGUGGAGAUAAAGAGGUCAAGUUCAUUACCGCAAAGCUUAUCGCAUAUGAGUAUGAGAGAAUGGUCGCCGUCCUUUGCAUGAUUCAUGGAAAAGAGUCUGUUAGGGUACAGCUUGCCGAUAGCACCCUAACCUUUGCCACACGUUCUGCAGAGGUGAACUCUGGUUCUUCUCCUGUCAAAGGAUUUGCAACUGUUCGCAGCCGUGCAACUAUGACCAACAAUACUCCAGAUCUCCCCAUUUUGGAUGCUCAAACCAAACACAUAAAAAUGCCCUCUGGCCUGGGUUCGGUUGAAAAAGACCUCCCAUUGUUUGGUCGUCAAGUCCCCACUGGUUCCAUUGCACUCAUUGGAUAUACGGUUGGGUCAUAUAACUCUAAGGCAAAUCCUAAAGACGUAUCUCUAUCCAUGAACGUGCUAUGGGUUGCCGUACUGGCAGCUAGUGAAGACACUUCGCAAGUCUCACAUCAUCUUUCUGUUAUAUUCGUCCUCAUCAUUGCAUUUCAGGUAGCCCUACACUUCUCAGUCUCUUUUAUGAUGAUCCGGUCUUUAGGAUGA